ACACUCGUUUUUGCAAGUAUUCAUUAGUGAGCACCUAUCAUGUUAAUCCUGCUAAUUAAGCAGAUAUAAAAGAAGCUAAAUUUCUGAAAAGAUAUCAUUUUCAAUAAGUUUCUUCACUGAUUGGGAGACAAACUAAUCAGAAUGAAAAUUUAUUUUUUGGUUUGCGCUUUGGUGGCAUCUGUGACCGCUGAUGUUAGCAACAUAAGCAAUGAAUACCUUCCACCAACUUAUGCUGCUGCUGCUUCCGCUCCAGUACAGACUUAUAGUGCUCCAGUGUCGGCUCCUUCUUACACCGCUCCAGAACAAAGCUUUGAUGUUGCUGCUCCCAGUGUCUUAGCAGAACCAGAAUACGCAGCCUCGGCACCAGUUGCUUCGCAUAGUUUCUCCUCGUCAGACGGUUACCGGUACAAAACUCAAAGGCGUGUAGUAUACCGUCAUCGUCAACGUCGUGGUGCUCUUUCAACCGAAUAUUUGCCUCCAGCCGCUUCUUCACCUUCCGUUGAAUACUUGCCUCCAUCUUAUCAAUCGGAAACGUAUGCGCCAGCUGCAUCCUAUCAGUCUGAGUCAUACGCUGAACCUUCUUAUGCAGAAUCUGCUCCCGGCCAUACCUUUUCUUCUAAUGAUGGUUAUCGUUACAAAACUGCUCGUCGUCGCGUAUACCGUCGUCGCCUAUAUUAAAUCGGAAACAUAUGAAAAUCAUUGGCGAAUAUAAAAAUAAUGAAUAAUAAUUAUAACAAUGGAAAA
This is a messenger RNA of Bactrocera dorsalis (oriental fruit fly), 744 nucleotides long. RefSeq lists its product as uncharacterized. The transcript is spliced from 2 exons. The coding region runs from base 142 to 678 and encodes 178 amino acids. NCBI's taxonomy places the organism in Eukaryota, Metazoa, Arthropoda, Insecta, Diptera, Tephritidae. The record is from RefSeq and is a predicted model, not a curated record.